AUGGCUAACGAGCUCCAUCCAUUACGUGUGUCCAAAUCUUCUCAGAGCUGAAGUGAUGCUGAAUACGUGAUACGGCCAGAUCUGCCAUCAGCCCUACUGAAUACGUGAUACGGCCAGAUCUGCCAUCACCCUACUGUGUGAUUUCUCUGUCAGGAACUAGUCUGUCUGGAUUAAGGAAUAAUGUCCCAGAUUCUAACAAGCAGCACCGUCAGUUACUGGGAGGGUCUGUUCUCUCGGUCUGGCCACAUGUUGAAUCACUACUGUAGUAGUUGCUGUCACAACUCUUGCGUCCUGUUGGAAUGAGAAGAAGAAGAAGGAGGGGGGAAAAAAACACUGAGAAUGACCAGAUUAAACUGUCCUGAUGACUGAGGGCUGGUGACAAUGGUAUGUACGAGUGUGUGUGUGUGGUGUGGUGUGGUUGUGUGGGUGUGUGUGUGUGUGUGUGGGUGUGGUGUGUGGAGUGAGUAUCCGGUGCGUGUUAUUUCAUCAGUUAAAUUCACACUCUACCUCCUCUCUUCUCUCCCUCCCCUUCCCUCGCCUCCCUCGCUCCCUCCCAUCCCUCCCUUCCCUCCCUCCCUCCCUCCCUCACUACCUCCACCCCUUACACCAGGGUCACUAUGAUGCUCUGAGACCCAGCCGGGGCGUUUGAGUUCACACGGGACCCGUUUCAGUGGGGCAGAUAGACUCUUCGGGUACCUUGGGAAAUUUGAGAAGGAAGAAGGAGCUCUGGACCUCUAGAUGAGAAUGUCCCAAUUAAUAGAUGUCUCUGAUGAUGAGGGCUACGUACCAGUUAAUAGAUGUGUCUGGAUCUAGUGUGUGUAUCCAUUUAGUCAGGAUGUGUCUGGCUCUGUGUGUGUGUGUCGGAGUGGGUUAUCAGAUGCCGGUGUGUAUGUCGUCAUUUAAUCAGAUUCCCUCUGCCUCUAUUAGCCUCUCCCAUUUUCGGAUAGUCCUCUGGACCUCAGAUUAAGGCACCUCCCAUUUAUCAGGAUAGCCUCGGACUCCUAGAUGUAGGCUACUCCCUUUAAUCAGGAUAGUCCUCUGGACCUCUAGAGUGGCGUAGUCCCAUUUACGGAUCGUCCCUGGACCUCUAAUGUAGCUACGUCCCAUUUAUCAGGAUUCCUGGACCUUCAGAUUAGGCUCGGUCCCAAUUUAAUCCAGGAUAGUCUCGGGCCUCUAGAUGUAGGCUACGUCUCAAUUAAUCAGGAUAGUCCUCUGGACCUCUAGAUGUAGGCUACGUCCCAAUUCAAUCAGGAUAGUCCUCUGGACCUCUAGAUGUAGGCUACGCCCCAAAUUAAUCAGGAUAGUCCUCUGACCUCUAGAUUAGGCUACGUCCCAAUUUAAUCAGGAUAGUCCUCUGGACCUCUAGAUGUAGGCUACGUCCCAAUUUAAUCAGGAUAGUCCUCUGGACCUCUAGAUGUAGGCUACGCCCCCAAUUUAAUCAGAUAGUCCUCUGGACCUCUAGAUGUAGGCUAGGUCCCAAUUAAUCAGGAUAGUCCUCUGGACCUCUAGAUGUAGGCUACGUCCCAAUUUAAUCAGGAUAGUCCUCUGGACCUCUAGAUGUAGGCUACGUCCCAAUUUAAUCAGGAUAGUCCUCUGGACCUCUAGAUGUAGGCUACGUCCCAAUUUAAUCAGGAUAGUCCUCGGACCUCUAGAUGUAGGCUACGCCCCAAAUUUAAUCGGAUAGUCCUCUGGACCUCUAGAUGUAGGCUACGUCCCAAUUUAAUCAGGAUAGAGUCCUCUGGACCUCAUAGAGUAGGCUCCGUCCCAAUUUAAUCAGGAUAGUCCUCUGGACCUCUAGAUGUAGGCUACGUCCCAAUUGUAAUCAGGAUAGUCCUCUGGACACUCUAGAUGUAGGCUACGUCCCAAUUUAAUCAGGAUAGUCCUCUGGACCUCUAGAUGUAGGCUACGUCCCAAUUUAAUCAGGAUAGACCAUUUUUUACCCUUCUACCAAGGUAUCCAAUGUCAUGGAUUUCAAAGCAAGUGCACACGAACUGUAGAUACACAGAUGGCCAAUAGCACCACCUGGUGGUGGAGAGCGAAAGAGCACCUGGUGUCAUACAGUAAUAUAUUGACUUUACGUGUGGUCAUGUGCAUCAGUUUCCUUAUUGCCUCCAAUUCUCAAAUUACGUUCAGUAACUUUACUGUGUCACUGCUGUCUGAUGGGUUUACUGUGUCACUGCUGUCUGAUGAGUUUACUGUGUCACUGCUGUCUGAUGAGUUUACUGUGUCACUGCUGUCUGAUGAGUUUACUGUGUCACUGCUGUCUGAUGGUUUACUGUGUCACCGCUUGUCUGAUGAGUUUACUGUGUCACUGCUGUCUGAUGAGUUUACGUGUCACUGCUGUCUGAUGAGUUUUACUGUGUCACUGCUGUCUGAUCUGUCACUGCUUGUCUGAUGAGUUUACUGUGUCACUGCUGUCUGAUGAGUUUACUGUGUCACUGCUGUCUGAUGGGUUUACUGUGUCACUGCUGUCUGAUGAGUUUACUGUGUCACUGCUGUCUGAUGAGUUUACUGUGUCACUGCUGUCUGAUGGGUUUACUGUGUCACUGCUGUCUGAUGAGUUUAACUGUGUCACUGCUGUCAAUGAGUUUACUGUGUCACUGGCUGUCUGAUCUGUGUCACUGCUGUCUGAUGAGUGUCACUGCUGUCUGAUGUCUGGAUUCUGUGUCACUGCUGUCUGAUGGGUUUACUGUGUCACUGCUGUCUGAUGAGGUUUACUGUGUCACUGCUGUCUGAUGGUUUGUGUCACUGCUGUCUGAUGGAGUUUACUGUGUCACUGCUGUCUGAUGGGUUUACUGUGUCACUGCUGUCUGAUGAGUUUACUGUGUCACUGCUGUCUGAUCUGUGUCACUGCUGUCUGAUGAGUUUACUGUUACAAGUCAUUGCUAUUUCCAUCAGCAUUUUAAUAUGUGACAUGCUACUGUGAUAUGUUACCUGUGGUCUCUUUAGGAACCUGCCCCCAGCCGUCUACAUAUUACUGUCAUAUACUGUUAUAGUACGAUAUUACUGUAAUAUAAUGUACUGUUUCACAGGAACCUGGUAUAUUACUGUAUAAAAUAUGUAUCUUAUCUCAGGAACCUGCCCCGGGCUAUCUACAGUAAUAAUAUCUAUCUCUAUAGGAACCUGCCCCGGGCUAUCUACAGUAAUAAUAUCUAUCUCUAUAGGAACCUGCCCCGGGCUAUCUACAGUAAUAAUAUCUAUCUCUAUAGGAACCUGCCCCGGGCUCAAUCUACCAAUCUAAUAGUAAUAUCUCAUCUCUAUAGGAACCUGCCCCGGGCUAUCUACAGUAAUAUACUCUACUCUCUAUAAGAACCUGCCCCGGGCUAACUACAGUAAUAAUAUCUAUCUCUAUAGGAACCUGCCCCGGGCUAUCUACAGUAAUAAUAUCUAUCUCUAUAGGAACCUGCCCCGGGCUAUCUACAGUAAUAAUAUCUAUCUCUAUAGGAACCUGCCCCGGGCUAUCUACAGUAAUAAUAUCUAUCUCUAUAGGAACCUGCCCCGGGCUAUCUACAGUAAUAAUAUCUAUCUCUAUAGGAACCUGCCCCGGGCUAUCUACAGUAAUAAUAUCUAUCUCUAUAGGAACCUGCCCCGGGCUAUCUACAGUAAUAUAUCUAUCUCUAUAGGAACCUGCCCCGGGCUAUCUUACAGUAUAAUAUUAGCUCUAUAGGAACCUGCCCCGGGCUAUCUACAGUAUAAUUCAUCUCUAUGGAACCUCCCCCGGGGCUAUCUACAGUAAAAAUUAAAUUUCUCUAAGGAACUCCCCGGGCUUCUACAGAAAUAAUUCCUCUAUGGGAACCUGCCCCGGGGCCCAAAACUACAGUAAUAAUUUUAAUCUUAUAAAACCUGCCCCGGGCAUCUACAGUAAAAUAUCUAUCUCAUAGGACCCUCCCCGGGCUAUCUACAUAAUAUAUCAUCCAAAGGGACCUGCCCGGGCUUCUACAGAAAAAAUACUUCUCUAUGGGAAACCCUUCCCCGGGCUAUCUACAGUAAUAAAUCUAUCUCUAUGGAAACCCCGCCCGGGCUAUCUCAGUAAAAUACUUCCUAUAGGAACCUCCCCCGGCUUCUACGUAAAAAUCACUCUAUGGGAACCUCCCCCGGGCUAUCACAAAUAAUUAUCUCUAUAGACCUGCCCCGGGCUAUCUACAGAAAUAAUAUCUAUUCAUAGGAACCUGGGUAUUUUACUACAGUAAUAUAUCGAUGCUCUAUAGGAAACCCUGCCCCAGGGCUAUCUACAGUAAUAUAAUCUAAUCUCUAUAGGCCACCUGCCCCGGGCUAUCUACAGUAAUAAUAUCUAUCUCUAUAGGAACCUGCCCCGGGCUAUCUACAGUAAUAAUAUCUAUCUCUAUAGGAACCUGCCCCGGGCUAUCUACAGUAAUAAUAUCUAUCUCUAUAGGAACCUGCCCCGGGCUAUCUAACAGUAUAAUAUCUAUCUCUAUAGGAACCUGCCCCGGGCUAUCUACAGUAAUAAUAUCUAUCUCUAUAGGAACCUGCCCCGGGCUAUCUACAGUAAUAAUAUCUAUCUCUAGAGAAACCUGCCCGGGCUAUCUACAGUAAUAACAUCUAUCUCUAUAGGAACCUGCCCCGGGCUAUCUACAGUAAUAAUAUCUAUCUCUAUAGGAACCUGCCCCGGGCUAUCUACAGUAUAAUAAUAUCUAUCUCUAUAGGAACCUGCCCCGGCUAUCUACAGUAAUAAUAUCUAUCUCUAUAGGAACCUGCCCCGGGCUAUCUACAGUAAUAAUAUAUAUCUCUAUAGGAACCUGCCCCGGGCUAUCUACAGUAAUAAUAUGCUAUCCUAUUAGGAACCGUGCCCCCGGGCUAUCUACAGUAAUAAUAUCUAUCUCUAUAGGAACCUGCCCCGGGCUAUCUACAGUAAUAAUAUCUAUCUCUAUAGGAACCUGCCCCGGGCUAUCUACAGUAAUAAUAUCUAUCUCUAUAGGAACCUGCCCCGGGCUAUCUACAGUAAUAAUAUCUAUCUCUAUAGGAACCUGCCCCGGCUAUCUACAGUAAUAAUAUAUUCUAUAGGACCUGCCCCGGGCUAUCUACAGUAAUAAUAUCUAUCUCUAUAGGAACCUGCCCCGGGCUAUCUACAGUAAUAAUAUCUAUCUCUAUAGGAACCUGCCCCGGCUAUCUACAGUAAUAUAUCUAUCUCUAUAGGACCUGCCCCGGGCUAUCUACAGUAAUAAUAUCUAUCUCUAUAGGAACCUACCCCGGCUAUCUACCGUAAUAUAUUAUCUCUAUAGGGAACCUGACCCCGGCUAUCUACAGUAAUAAUAUCUAUAUCUAUAGGAACCUGCCCCGGGCUAUCUACAGUAAUAUAUCUAUCUCUACAGGAACCUGCCCCCGGGCUAUCUACAGUAAUAAUAUAUAUCUCUAUAGGAACCUGCCCGGGCUAUCUACAGUAAUAAUAUCUAUCUCUAUAGGAACCUGCCCCGGGCUAUCUACAGUAAUAAUAUCUAUCUCUAUAGGAACCUGCCCCGGGCUAUCUACAGUAAUAACAUCUAUCUCUAUAGGAACCUGCCCCGGGCUAUCUACAGUAAUAAUAUCUAUCUCUAUAGGAACCUGCCCCGGGCUAUCUACAGUAAUAACAUCUAUCUCUAUAGGAACCUGCCCGGGCUAUCUACAGUAAUAAUAUCUAUCUCUAUAGGAACCUGCCCUGGGCUAUCUACAGUAAUAAUAUCUAUCUCUAUAGGAACCCUGCCCCGGGCUAUCUACAGUAAUAAUAUCUAUCUCUAUAGGAACCUGCCCCGGGCUAUCUACAGUAAUAAUAUCUAUCUCUAUAGGAACCUGCCCCGGGCUAUCUACAGUAAUAACAUCUAUCUCUAUAGGAACCUGCCCCGGGCUAUCUACAGUAAUAAUAUCUAUCUCUAUAGGAACCUGCCCCGGGCUAUCUACAGUAAUAAUAUCUAUCUCUGUAGGAACCUGCCCCGGGCUAUCUACAGUAAUAAUAUCUAUCUCUACAGGAACCUGCCCCGGGCUAUCUACAUAUCCAUUCCCCUGGUGACGUUAGUCUAUACUCUGACCAACAUCGCAUACUUCUCCUCCAUGACCCCCGAAGAGCUGCUGGCAUCCAACGCCGUGGCUGUGGUGAGAAUGCAUGCAUCUAUAACCCUAACCCUAACUAAUGCCGUGGCUGUGGUGAGAAUUAAUAAAUCUAUAAAUAAAAUAAAAUACAAUGUUAUUCGUCACGUGCUUCGUAAACAACAGGUGUAGACUAACAGUGAAAUGCUUACUGACGGGCCCUUCCCAACAAUGCAGAGAGGUACCAGUACUGAGUCAAUGAUAACAUGGCUUUAUACAGGGGGUACCAGUACUGAGUCAAUGAUAACAUGGUUAUAUACAGGGGGUACCAGUACUGAGUCAAUGAUAACAUGGUUAUAUACAGGGGGUACCAGUACUGAGUCAAUGAUAACAUGGUUAUAUACAGGGGGUACCAGUACUGAGUCAAUGAUAACAUGGUUUAUACAGGGGGUACCAGUACUGAGUCAAUGUGCAGGGAUACGAGGUAAUAACAUGGCUUUAUACAGGAGGUACCAGUACCGAGUCGAUGUGCAGGGGUACGAGGUGAUUUGAGGUAGAUAUGUACAUAUACAGUGGGGGAAAAAAGUAUUUAGUCAGCCACCAAUUGGUCAAGUUCUCCCACUUAAAAAGAUGAGAGAGGCCUGUAAUUUUCAUCAUAGGUACACGUCAACUAUGACAGACAAAUUGAGGAAAAAAAAUCCAGAAAAUCACAUUGUAGGAUUUUUAAUGAAUUUAUUUGCAAAUUAUGGUGGAAAAUAAGUAUUUGGUCACCUACAAACAAGCAAGAUUUCUGGCUCUCACAGACCUGUAACUUCUUCUUUAAGAGGCUCCUCUGUCCUCCACUCGUUAUUCUGUAUUAAUGGCACCUGUUUGAACUUGUUAUCAGUAUAAAAGACACCUGUCCACAACCUCAAACAGUCACACUCCAAACUCCACUAUGGCCAAGACCAAAGAGCUGUCAAAGGACACCAGAAACAAAAUUGUAGACCUGCACCAGGCUGGGAAGACUGAAUCUGCAAUAGGUAAGCAGCUUGGUUUGAAGAAAUCAACUGUGGGAGCAAUUAUUAGGAAAUGGAAGACAUACAAGACCACUGAUAAUCUCCCUCGAUCUGGGGCUCCACGCAAGAUCUCACCCCGUGGGGUCAAAAUGAUCACAAGAACGGUGAGCAAAAAUCCCAGAACCACACGGGGGGACCUAGUGAAUGACCUGCAGAGAGCUGGGACCAAAGUAACAAAGCCUACCAUCAGUAACACACUACGCCGCCAGGGACUCAAAUCCUGCAGUACCAGACGUGUCCCCCUGCUUAAGCCAGUACAUGUCCAGGCCCGUCUGAAGUUUGCUAGAGUGCAUUUGGAUGAUCCAGAAGAGGAUUGGGAGAAUGUCAUAUGGUCAGAUGAAACCAAAAUAUAACUUUUUGGUAAAAACUCAACUCGUCGUGUUUGGAGGACAAAGAAUGCUGAGUUGCAUCCAAAGAACACCAUACCUACUGUGAAAGCAUGGGGGUGGAAACAUCAUGCUUUGGGGCUGUUUUUCUGCAAAGGGACCAGGACGACUGAUCCGUGUAAAGGAAAGAAUGAAUGGGGCCAUGUAUCGUAAGAUUUUGAGUGAAAACCUCCUUCCAUCAGCAAGGGCAUUGAAGAUGAAACGUGGCUGGGUCUUUCAGCAUGACAAUGAUCCCAAACACACCGCCCGGGCAACGAAGGAGUGGCUUCGUAAGAAGCAUUUCAAGGUCCUGGAGUGGCCUAGCCAGUCUCCAGAUCGCAACCCCAUAGAAAAUCUUUGGAGGGAGUUGAAAGUCUGUGUUGCCCAGCGACAGCCCCAAAACAUCACUGCUCUAGAGGAGAUCUGCAUGGAGGAAUGGGCCAAAAUACCAGCAACAGUGUGUGAGACUUACAGAAAACGUUUGACCUGUGUCAUUGCCAACAAAGGGUAGAUAACAAAGUAUUGAGAAACUUUUGUUAUUGACCAAAUACUUAUUUUCCACCAUAAUUUGCAAAUAAAUUCAUUAAAUAUCUCAUUUUGUCUGUCAUAGUUGACGUGUACCUAUGAUGAAAAGUACAGGCCUCUCUCAUCUUUUUAAGUGGGAGAACUUGCACAAUUGGUGGCUGACUAAAUACUUUUUUCCCCCACUGUAUCUGUUCUUAGUUCUGAAUUUUUUUAAUGGGGCAUGCUUAUUUAAGAUUGAGAGGAAAGCACUUUUAAAGAACAACCAGGCAUCCUCUACUGAUGGAAUGAGGUCAAUAUCCAUCAAGGAUACCCGGGCCAGGUCAAUUAGAAAGGCCUGCUCGCUAAAGUGUUUUAGGGAGCGUUUGACAGGGAUGAGGGGUGGUCGUUUGAUCGCGGACCCAUUACGGACGCAGGCAAUAAGGCAGUGAUCGCUGAGAUCCUGGUUGAAGACAGCGGAGGUGUAUUUAGAGGGUAAAUUUGUCAGGAUGAUAUCUAUGAGGGUGCCCAUGUUUACAGAUUUAGGGUUGUACCUGGUAGGUUCGUUGAUAAUUUGUGUGAGAUUGAGGGCAUCUAGUUUGGAUUGUAGGAUGGCCGGGGUGUUAAGCAUAUCCCAGUUUAGGUCACCAAGCAGUACGAACUCUGAGGAUAGAUGGGGGGCAAUCAGUUCACAUAUGGUGUCCAGGGCACAGCUCAGGCCUGAGGGGGUCUGUAGCAAGCGGCAACAGCGAGAUACUUAUUUCUGGAAAGGUGGAUUUUAGAAGUAGAAGCUCAAACUGUUUGGGCACAGACCUGGGUAGAUUGCAACCCCCACCGCCUUUGGCAGUUCUAUCUAGAUGGAAAAUGUUGUAGUUGGAGAUGGACAUUUCUGAAUUUUUGGUGGCCUUCCUAAGCCAGGAUUCAGACACUGCUAGAACAUAAGGGUUGGCGGAGUGUGCAGUGAAUAACUCUAACUUAGGGAGGAGGCUUUGGAUGUUUUCGUGCAAGAAACCAAGGCUUUUACGAUUACAGAAGUCAACAAAUGAUAACGCCUGGGGAGUAGGAGUGAUACGGGGGGCUACAGGCCCUGGGUUAACCUCUACAUCACCAGAGGAACAGAGGAGGAGUAGAAUAAGGAUAUGGCUAAAGGCUUUAAGUACUGGUCUUCUAGUGCGUUGGGUACAGAGAAUAAAAGGGGCAGGUUUCCCGGGCGUUGUAGAAUAGAUUCAGGGCAUUAUGUACAGAAAAGGAUAUGGAAGGAUAUGAGUACAGUGGAGGUAAACCUAAGCGUUUGGUAACGAUGAAAGAGAUAGCAUCACUGGAGGCACCAAUUGAGUCGGUCUCCGCGUGUAUGGGGGUUGGGAUAAAGGAGCUAUCUAAGGCAGGUUUAGCUGGGCUGGGGGAUCUACAGUGAAAUAGUACAAUAAGAAAUAACCGAAACAGCAAUAAGCAAGGCAUAUUGACAUGGGAGAGAGGCAUAAAGCAAUCACAGGUGUAAUUCGAGAGAGCUAAGACAACAGCUGGUAAUGUCGGGCUGAGGCUAAACAUAAACAGGAUGCGGUACCGUAAAAAGGAACAGUCCAGCAGGCAUCAGCUGUAUAGCUGAGUUAUCAUAAGGUCCGGUGAACAGCAAUAGGAUAGUUCGGAGGUAGUUCGGGGGCUGCUACAGCACUGGCGAGCAAGAGGCCACGGCUAGCGUGUGCUAGCGGGCCGGGGCUAGCAGAUGGAUCUUCGUGGUCGACGUUGUAACGGGAAGCCUGUUGUAACCACAUCAGACGAUUUCGUCGGCAGACCAGUCGUGUUGGAUCGGCGGGGCUCCGUGUCAACACUAGGAGGUCCCGUCCGGUUGACAGAGAGGUAGAUAGCCGGGAGAUGGACCUGGCUCAAGGCUAACUCAGGGCUGAUUAGCCAACCACAAAACGUCAAUUUGGUUGCAGCUAGCUAGUAGAGAUGAAUACGGUGUUAAAGGUUCAGUGAUUCCGGCAGAAAACCCUGAUAUGUUCAGGGUCGAUAACGCGCUGUGCAGACAGUGCAGACUGGCCGAAUAAUAGUCCAGGCUAGAGCUGACUGGCUGGUAUGUAGUGCAGGCCACGGCCACGGACAAUGGUGAAGACCGCUAACGGUGGCUAAUAGCAAGUAGCUAGUUAGCUGGCUAGUGAUGAUCCGGUGUUAAGGUCCAGUGAUUCAGUGGUUCCGGCAGAAAAUCCGAUAUGCUCUGGCUCGAUAGCGCGAUGUGCACACUGGCCGACAAUUGUCCAGGCUAGAGCUGGCUGGUAGGUAGUGCAGGCCACGGCCACGGACAAUGGUGAAGACCGCUAACAGUGGCUAAUAGCAAGUAGCUAGUUAGCUGGCUAGCUGGCUAGUUUCAGCCAGAGGUUCCACAUUGGCGGGUUGCAGGAAAGUAUAUUUAGUUAAAGGAUGGAAAGUGAAAUUGAGAAAUAUAUACGAAAAAGACGAAAAAAAACAAAAAAACUGGCUAUUUACAUAAGGACACUACAUAAAACACGACUGCACUGCUAUGCCAUCUUGGAUUAUGGGUAAUGCCUACCCUUACCACCUGGGGGCGGCCCGUCAGGAAGUCCAGGAUCCAGUUGCAGAGGGAGGUGUUUAGUCCCAGGGUCCUUAGCUUAGUGAUGAGCGUUGUGGGCACUAUGGUGUUGAACGCAUACUUGUUAUGUUUUGUGUAUUUUGUGGACCACAGGAAGAGUAGCUGCUGAUUCUCCAAAAGCUUAUGGGGAUCCUAAUAAACAAAUAAAUGUGGUUAUGUGAUUUUGUUUCUUUAACAGUUAGCUAUCUGUGGUUGUUUUUUUUGUUUUUUUUUAAAGGUUGUUUAAUGAUUGUUUAAUGGUUUUCUACACCUGCCCCUCUGUCACCCAGACAUUUGGUGAGAAGUUGCUGGGUGUGUUCUCCUGGGUGAUGCCUAUCUCCGUGGCUCUGUCUACAUUCGGAGGAAUCAACGGCUAUCUCUUCACUUCUUCCAGGUACUAAGAGUCUCAAACCUGUCCUCAGGGACCCCCCCCAGACCCCCCCAGACCCCCCCCCAGACCCCCCCCCCCCCCCAGACUUCCCUCCCCCUCCCCCCCCCCCCAGACCUUUCAUGUUACAGUCCAGUACCAGCAGACCUGAUUCACCUGAUCAAGGGCUUGAUGAUUAGUUGAAAUCAAGUUCAAUCAAGUGCUCUAGUUCUGGAAAUAGAUGAAAUACAUGGAGCGGCUGGGGAGGUUUAAGCAUCACAGAGACACUGUAACCCCAAAGCAAUAUUCAGGACAAUUAAUUCAUACAGUAUCUGUGGUGUAGCCAUGCAGGAAUCCAACCCACAACCCUGGUGUUGCUAGCAUCAUGCUCCAACCAACUGCUCACACACCUAAACACCUGAACUAUUCUCCUUUUCUCCACAGGUUGUGUUUCUCUGGAGCCAGAGAGGGUCACCUGCCCCACCUGUUGGCCAUGAUCCACCUGAAAAACUGCACCCCUAUUCCAGCCCUGCUCGUCUGUGUAAGUUACUGUUCCCUGGUGCACCCCUAUUCCAGCCCUGCAUUAGUCUGUGUCAGUUACUGUUCCCUGGUGCUCCUCAUUCUGGCCUGCAUUAGUCUGUGUCGGUUACUGUUCCCUGGUGCACCCCUAUUCCAGCCCUGCAUUAGUCUGUGUCAUUACUGUUCCCUGGCGCUCCUCAUUCUGGCCUGCAUUAGUCUGUGUCAGUUACUGUUCCCUGGUGCUCCUCAUUCUUUCCUCAUUAGUCUUGUCAGUUCUGUUCCCCGGUGCUCCUAUUCUGGCCUGCUUGUCUGUGUCAGUUACGUUCCUGGUGCCCUCUUCUGGGCCCGCAUUAGUCGGUCGUUUCGUUCCCUGGUGCUCCCCAUUUUGACCUGCAUUAUCUGUGUCGGUUACUGUUUCCCUGGCACCCCUAUUCCGCCCCGUACGUGUAAUUACGUUUUCCCGGUGCACCCCUAUUCCACCCGCAUUAGUCUGUGUUAUUUUCUGUUCCCUGGGGUCCUCUUCCACCCCGCAUUAGUCCGUGUCGUUACGUUUCCCCGGUGUCCUCAUUCCAGCCCUGUAUUAGUCUUGUCAGUUACUGUUCGCUGGUGCUCCCAUUCCGCCCUUAUUAGCGUGUCCGUUACUGUUUUCCCCGGUGCCCUCAUUCUGGCCCGCUUAGUUGUGUAGUUCGUUCCCUGGGGCUCCUCAUUCGGCCGCAUUAGUCUGUGCAUUUCUGUUCCCGGUGCUCCUCAUUCGGCCUCAUUAGUCUGUGUCAGUUCUGUUCCCGGUGCACCCUAUUUCCACCCUGCAUUAUUUUGUCGUUAGUUCCCCCGGUGCUCCUCUUCUGGCCUGUAAUUUUUGUGUCGGUUACUGUUCCCUGGUGCACCCCCUUUCCAGCCCGUAUUGUCGUGUCGGUUUUGUUCCCUGGGCCCCCAUUCCAGCCCUGCAUUUCUGGUCGGUUACUGUUUUCCCCGGGGCCCCCUAUUUCCCCCCUGAUUAGUCUUUUGUGGUUCUGUUCCCCGGGGCCCCCAUUUCCAGCCCUCUUAGUCUUGGGGCAGUUUCUGUUUUCCCUGGGCACCCCUUUCCCCCCUGCAUUGUCUGUGUCGGUUUUCUGUUUUCCCUGGUGCACCCCUAUUCCAGCCCUGCAUAUCUGUGUCAGUUUUCUGUUCCCCGGUGCCACCCCCAUUCCCCCCCCUGCUUGUCUGUGUAAAUUAUGUUUCCCCUUUCUCCUCAUUCUUCCCCGCAUUGUCUUGGGCAUUACUGUUCCCGGGCACCCCUUUCCCCCCCUGAAUUUGUUGUGUCGGGGACUGUUCCCUGGUGCUCCUCAUUCUGGCCUGCUUAGUCUGGUCUUAUGUUUCCCGGUGCACCCCCAUUCCAGCCCUGCAUUAGUCGUGUCAUUUUCCCGUUCCCCGGGGCCCCCAUUCCAGCCCCCAUUAGUUUGUGGUUACUGUUCCCCGGUGCCCUCAUUCUGGCCGUAUUAGUCUGUGUCAUUCUGUUUCCCCGGGCACCCCAUUUCCACCCCGCAUUAGUCUGGUCGGUUUUUCUGUUCCCGGUGCUCCCCUUUGCCUGUAUUUCUGGUUUGGGUUUCUGUUCCCUGGUGCACCCUAUUCCAGCCCUGUAUAGUCGUUGGGUUACUGUUCCUGGUGCUCCCCCCCUUUUUCCCGCCUGCAUUAGUCUUUCGUUAUGUUCCCGGUGCCCCCUAUUAGCCCUGUUUUGUCGUGUCGGUUACUGUUCCCUGGUGCCCCCCUAUUCCAGCCCUUCUUUCCCUUGCCUUUUUGUUCCCUGGUGCACCCUUUCCAGCCCGCAUUGUCUGUGGGCGGGUUUCUGUUCCCUGGUGCACCCCCCUUUCCCGCCCGCAUUGUCGGUCGUUUUUCUGUUCCCUGGGGCCCCCUUUUCCACCCGCAUUAGUCCCGGUAUUACUUUUUCCCCUGGUGCCCUCAUUCUGGGCCCGCAUUAUCGUGUCAGUUUUCUGUUCCCUGGGGCCCCCUAUUUCCCCCCUGCUUAGUCUGUUCGGUUACUGUUCCCUGGGGCCCCCAUUCCGCCCUGCAUUUGCUUGUAAGUUACGUUUUCCCGGUGCCCUAUUCGGCCCGCUUAUCUGUGUCAGUUUCUGUUCCCCGGUGCUCCUCAUUUUCUGGCCUGCAUUUGUCUGUGCGUUAUGUUCCCUGGGGCUCCUCAUUCUGGGUGUUAUUGUGUCAGUUACUGUUCCCUGGUGCACCCCUAUUCCCAGCCCUGCAUUAGUCUGUGUCAGUUACUGUUCCCUGGUGCUCCUCAUUCUGGCCUGCAUUAGUCUGUGUCAGUUACUGUUCCCUGGUGCUCCUCAUUCUGACCUGUAUUAGUCUGUGUCAGUUACUGUUCCCUGGUGCACCCCUAUUCCAGCCCUGCAUUAGUCUGUGUCAGUUACUGUUCCCUGGUGCUCCUCAUUCUGGCCUGCAUUAGUCUGUGUCAGUUACUGUUCCCUGGUGCACCCCUAUUCCAGCCCUGCAUUAGUCUGUGUCAGUUACUGUUCCCUGGUGCUCCUCAUUCUGGCCUGGCCAUAGUCUGUGUCGGUUACUGUUCCCUGGUGCACCCCUAUUCCAGCCCUGUAUUAGUCUGUGUCAGUUACUGUUCCCUGGUGCUCCUCAUUCUGGCCUGCAUUAGUCUGUGUCGGUUACUGUUCCCUGGUGCUCCUCAUUCUGGCCUGCAUUAGUCUGUGUCGGUUACUGUUCCCUGGUGCUCCUCAUUCUGGCCUGCAUUAGUCUGUGUCGGUUACUGUUCCCUGGUGCUCCUCAUUCUGACCUGCAUUAGUCUGUGUCGGUUACUGUUCCCUGGUGCUCCUCAUUCUGGCCUGCAUUAGUCUGUGUCGGUUACUGUUCCCUGGUGCACCCCUAUUCCAGCCCUGCAUUAGUCUGUGUCGGUUACUGUUCCCUGGUGCUCCUCAUUCCAGCCCUGCAUUAGUCUGUGUCAGUUACUGUUCCCUGGUGCUCCUCAUUCUGGCCUUCAUUAGUCUGUGUCAGUUACUGUUCCCUGGUGCCUCCUCAUUCUGCCCUGCAUUAGUCUGUGUCAGUUACUGUUCCCUGGUGCUCCUCAUUCUGCCCUGCAUUAGUCUGUGUCAGUUACUGUUCCCUGGUGCUCCUCAUUCUGGCCUGCAUUAGUCUGUGUCAGUUACUGUUCCCUGGUGCUCCUCAUUCUGCCCUGCAUUAGUCUGUGUCAGUUACUGUUCCCUGGUGCUCCUCAUUCUGACCUGCAGUUCCUCCAGCCCCAAACCCCAGGGCUGUGCUAUAUGGCUUUAGUGUAUAAUGUUAUAGUACGUUACAUCCAUGUACAGUAUAUGACAGUUUAUUGUGCACUAAUUGACCUCUGCUUCCCUCCUCCUCCACAGUGUGGCGCCACCAUAUUGAUCCUGUGUAUUGGAGAGACUCACAACCUGAUCAACUAUGUCUCCUUCAUUAACUUCCUGUCCUACGGAGUGACCAUCGCCGGCCUGCUGUACUAUCGCUGGAAGAGACCCAACCUGCUACGACCCAUCAAGGUAGAGCAGACCUAUAUCUGGUGCUAAUAUAUCUGGGAACUAUUCACUAGUGCACACCUUAGCAAACCGUAGCAAAUGAACUGUUAUUAUAUUACUGAGUGGGGGAAACCAGGAAAUGAACUGUUAUUAUAUUACUGAGUGGGGAAACCAGGAAAUGAACUGUCAUUCUAUUACUGAGUGGGGGAAACCAGGAAAUGAACUGUUAUUAUAUUACUGAGUGGGGGAAACCAGGAAAUGAACUGUUAUUCUAUUACUGAGUGGGGGAAACCAGGAAAUGAACUGUUAUUAUAUUACUGAGUGGGGAACCAGGAAAUGAACUGUCAUUCUAUUACUGAGUGGGGAAACCAGGAAAUGAACUGUCAUUAUAUUACUGAGUGGGGGAAACCAGGAAAUGAACUGUCAUUCUAUUACUGAGUGGGAAACCAGGAAAUGAACUGUCAUUCUAUUACUGAGUGGGAAACCAGGAAAUGAACUGUCAUUCUAUUACUGAGUGGGGAAACCAGGAAAUGAACUGUCAUUCUAUUACUGAGUGGGGGAAACCAGGAAAUGAACUGUCAUUCUAUUACUGAGUGGGAAACCAGGAAAUGAACUGUCAUUCUAUUACUGAGUGGGGAACCAGGAAAUGAACUGUCAUUCUAUUACUGAGUGGGGGAAACCAGGAAAUGAACUGUCAUUCUAUUACUGAGUGGGGAACCAGGAAAUGAACUGUCAUUCUAUUACUGAGUGGGGAAACCAGGAAAUGAACUGUCAUUCUAUUACUGAGUGGGGGAAACCAGGAAAUGAACUGUCAUUCUAUUACUGAGUGGGGAAACCAGGAAAUGAACUGUCAUUCUAUUACUGAGUGGGGGAAACCAGGAAAUUGAACUGGUCCAUUCUAUUACUGAGUGGGGAAACGCAGGAAAUGAACGGUCAUUCUAUUUACUGAGUGGGGAACCAGGAACUGAAACUGUCAUUCUAUUAACUGAGUUGGGGAAACCAGGAAAUGAACUGUCAUUCUAUUACUGAGUGGGGAAACCAGGAAAUGAACUGUCAUUCUAUUACUGAGGUGGGGAAAGGAAAUGAACUGUCAUCUAUUACUGAGUGGGGGAAAACGCUAAUGGAACUGUCAUUCUUACUGACUGAGUGGGAACCAGGAAAUGAACGGUCCAUUCUAUUACUGAGUGGGGGAACCAGGAAAUGAACUGUGGUCAUUCUUACUGAGGGUGGGGGAAGACCAGGAAUGAACUGGUCAUUCCUAUUACUGGAGUGGGUGAACCAGGAAUGAACUGUCAUUCUAUUAUCUCUAUUACGGAGUGGGGGAACCAGGAAUGAACUGUCAUUCUAUUACUGAGUGGGGAACCAGGAAAUGAACUGUCAUUCUAUUACUGAGUGGGAAACCAGGAAAUGAACUGUCAUUCUAUUACUGAGUGGGGAACCAGGAAAUGAACUGUCAUUCUAUUACUGAGUGGGAAACCAGGAAAACUGUCAUUCUAUUAUGAGUGGGAAACCGGACGUUGUCUAUGACGGAUGGGCCCAACCAUGUUCCUGGAAGCUACGUCCUGUAGGUUUUUGCUCCAACCUAAUCUGCACCAUUCAAUAAUUAGCAGGUGGAAAGAUGAAUCAGGUUAGUACACUGGAGGUUGGAGCGAAAACCUACAGGAGGGCUGCUCUACCAGGAACAGGUUGGGCAGGACGCCUGUGCUCUGGGAUACAAUACCAGUUUGUAUUUUCUCCCCCGUACUCUAGCACAGCCUACUCUCAUAAUAGCAUGUAACUACUCAGUAUAACACCUGGUUGGAGUCAAAACCUACAGAGUGCUCCCACAGUUCCCCUGUGCCGGUAUCAAUUCAUCUGUCUCUCCCGUCCCCCUCUCCCCCCCUCCCCUCCCCCGUCCUCCCCGGCCCUCCCGUCCCCCCUCCCUCUCCCCCAUCCCCUCCCCCGCCUCCCUGGGCCCUCCCGUCCCCCUCCCUCUCCCCUCCCCUCUCCCCUCCCCCCGGCCCUCCCCGUCCCCCUCCCUCUCCCCUCCCCCGUCCUCCCCGGACCUCCCCCUUAUCCUAUCUGUACAUAUAUAUUUUAAAACUCAAUCAAUCUUCCCCCCUCCCCUCCUCCUCUCCCCAGGUGAGUGUGUUGGUCCCUAUCAGUUACCUGGUGUUCUGGGCGGUGGUGCUGGGGUUCAAUCAGUACUCGGAGCAUCAGUUCUAACUCUGUGUCCCUCCCUUCCCCCCUCCUCUUCUCCCCCCUCUCCCCCCCCCUCCCUCGUAUCCAUCCUCUCCCCCUCCUCCUCUUCCCCACAGGUGAUGUGUUGGUCCCUAUCAGUUACCUGGUGUUCUGGGCGGUGCUGCUGGGGUUCAGUCUGUACUCGGAGCCCGUGGUGUGUGGCAUGGGGAUCGUCAUCAUGCUCACCGGGGUACCCGUCUACUUCGUUGGGGUGCACUGGAAGAAGAAGCCCAGAUGUGUCUACAGGGUCGUGGGUGAGUGACUCGUACAGUCCUUGUAUUACAUUUAGGUCAUUUACCCAGACGCUCUUACUCAGAGCAACUUACAGUCAGUGCAUUCAACUAAGGUGGGUGAGACAACCACACAUGCUGCCAUCUCUGUAUUGACGCUGAUGAGACAGUCAGUGUCUGUGCUGUCUAUGUCUCUGACCCCCGCUGCCUGUCUGUUGUGUUCCAGAGUAUGUGACCUACGUGGGUCAGAAGCUGUGUUUCGUGGUGUUCCCCCAAGAAGACCUGUCAGAGAUCACCCCCCUCACAGCCUACGAUAAACACAACGACUGA
Molecule: messenger RNA, 17677 nt
Organism: Coregonus sp. 'balchen'
Lineage: Eukaryota; Metazoa; Chordata; Actinopteri; Salmoniformes; Salmonidae
Source: the annotation of a GenBank genome assembly